Messenger RNA from Oreochromis aureus, 724 nucleotides. Its product is annotated as metabotropic glutamate receptor 7-like. The transcript has a single exon. Gene Ontology annotation, molecular function: group III metabotropic glutamate receptor activity. The record is from RefSeq and is a predicted model, not a curated record. Gene Ontology annotation, cellular component: membrane. Gene Ontology annotation, biological process: G protein-coupled glutamate receptor signaling pathway; regulation of synaptic transmission, glutamatergic. Bases 179 to 724 code for a protein of 181 amino acids. Lineage: Eukaryota; Metazoa; Chordata; Actinopteri; Cichliformes; Cichlidae.
CCUGGCUGUAAAACGAUGGGCGCAGUUCGCCUGAGCCUUCUGCUGCCCCUUGGUUCCUCAGCCCAGCUUGUUGAAUCUCCUCCCUGGUGACAAGAAUGGGUUCGUUUUAGCAAACUUCUUAGCCUCUUCUGGUCUCAUCAUCGGCGGAUCGCAGGCUUCUCCUUCCUAAAAGUUGAUCAUGGCUUGUCCCGGUGUACGCGUGAAGCUGAGCUUUAUAUGGAGGGUGUUUUGGCUUAUGAGGACUGUGAUAGAUUUCGCGCUGCCUCAGGAGACUUAUGCACCCCAUUCGAUACGGACUGAGGGACACCUGACCCUCGGCGGACUCUUCCCGGUGCAUGCCAGAGGAAUCGAUGGUGCGCCGUGCGGGGACCUCAAAAAAGAGAACGGCAUCCAGCGGCUUGAGGCCAUGAUGUACGCUUUGGACCAAAUUAACCAGGACGAGCAACUCUUACCCAACAUCACCUUAGGCGCACGGGUGCUGGACACUUGUUCGAGGGAUACUUAUGCGCUGGAGCAAUCGUUAACUUUCGUGCAAGCGCUGAUCACGAAGGACACCUCCGACGUGCGGUGCACUAACGGGGACCCACCGGUGUUUGUCAAGCCUGAAAAAGUGGUGGGAGUCAUCGGAGCCUCGGCGAGUUCAGUAUCGAUUAUGGUUGCCAACAUCCUACGCCUCUUCCAGGCAAGUCUGAGCGUGUGCACUAGUUUUGUGGCUUUAAGAUAA